Messenger RNA from Diaporthe citri, 1227 nucleotides. RefSeq lists its product as uncharacterized. The record is from RefSeq and is a predicted model, not a curated record. The coding region runs from base 1 to 1227 and encodes 408 amino acids. The transcript has 4 exons. NCBI's taxonomy places the organism in Eukaryota, Fungi, Ascomycota, Sordariomycetes, Diaporthales, Diaporthaceae.
AUGGAUGAGAAGCCGGUGCCGCCUCCUAGGAGGUUCAAUGCCGUGGGGUUCUGCCUGACUGCGAUCCGGAUAUGGCAGUGGUCCUCGUCUUUCUUCGUCUAUGCCUCCUUCAGCCUGCUUUAUGACCACAUCCAGAAAAAUAGACUGGGUGCGAAUGACCGCAUGCGAGGGGUCCAGAUCCUGGGCCUCGUAUCGCUCGCCUACUCGACAGUUGUCGUGUGCUGUGUCCAUGUCUUUAAGACUCUCGGCCUUCGAACAUGGCGCGUCUUUGCCGUCAUGUCUGUGCCCACUGACCUGACCAUCAUGGGCAUCAACCUGGCCAAGAUCACGAUCUUGGCCUAUUCCGGCCUCCCGGCCGACUGCCACGGUCUCACCAGGGACAACUACGAUGGCAACGACCUCGUCCGCCAACCCACCGACGGCUUCACAACCAUCCGCUUUGGGUCGUUGACCAAGGAGGUCUUGGGCGAGCUCGACGCGCUCUGCACCUUCCCCAGGACUGUCUACGGUCUCUCCGUAGUUGCAAUCUUCUCCUACACCUUCUCUAUCCUCCUGUCGGUACUGUACCUCCAGCAACAUGAAGCAUCCACUGUCGUGGACAGUGAAAAGCUCAGCCACGGAACUGAACAUAUUGAACGCCGAUCCGUCUCAAGUAGACGGUCGUCCAUCGUCUUGGCAAGCGGUCGACCCUCAUCACUGUCGAGCAGGAGCCAUCACAACCCGUCGAGGUCUCCGUCGCCCGGAUCUAUCCGAUCCGCCGCGCCAUCCUACCACAGCAGGGUAACUCAUGGGCAGUCACAAUGGGUACAAGUGUCCCUCCAAGACGACACGCCCCAGAGUAGCAGCACAGGCUCCAGCUCGCGGUCCCUGUCCGUGUCAUCCACCCAAGUCAGCCGCUGCUCCUCGUGGGACGUGACCACCGUAGCCAGCAACAGCGACGCCGACUCGAUCCGCUCAGGGAUAUCGCUCCCUGAUACCGACUCCGUCAUAUCGCGGGGCUCGCUCCCGCCGCCCCCGCUGCCCGGCUCCUCUUCUGAAGCGCCGAGGAGGUGGUCCACCUCGACCAGCUCGUCCUUCAACGCGAAUGCGUUCAUCGUCACGGACGGGUUCCGCCCGGGCGGCAGCCAGAACCACCCGCCAGAGUAUUCCAGCAGGCCUGGAAGCUUGUACCACGAGACGGUGAAAUAUGACGCUGGGCUGGGGCUGCCCAAUGGGCCGGCGCCUUGA